AUGAUGGUCUUCCACGCAUCAACCACAACCCCUCUCUACCUGUCGGGGUGGCAGCCGAUUAGCGCGGGCCAGUACGCGGGGACAUGCAUCUUCCUCAUCGUCCUCGGCACCUUCACCCGCAUCACGCUGGCCCUCAAGCCAGUCCUCGAGGCCAGGCGAUGGCGGCCCGCCUCGCACGCCAAGUCGGCGUCGACGGAGCACCACGAGGUCCGGAGGGGAGGCAUCUCGUGGCUGGCGACGGUUGAGAGGGCGCUCUACGACGUCUUGGUCGCUGCUCUGGGUUACCUGCUCAUGCUCGCGGUCAUGACGAUGAACAUUGGCUACUGCAUAUCAGUCCUCGGUGGCGUCUUUUUUGGUUCUUUGGUUGCCGUUGUAUGGACCAGUGAGCACGAUGGUGACUGGCUUCCAUGCUGA
Messenger RNA from Pyricularia oryzae 70-15, 414 nucleotides. RefSeq lists its product as uncharacterized. Gene Ontology annotation, molecular function: copper ion transmembrane transporter activity. The transcript has 2 exons. NCBI's taxonomy places the organism in Eukaryota, Fungi, Ascomycota, Sordariomycetes, Magnaporthales, Pyriculariaceae. Gene Ontology annotation, cellular component: plasma membrane. Gene Ontology annotation, biological process: intracellular copper ion homeostasis; copper ion transmembrane transport. The record is from RefSeq and is a predicted model, not a curated record. The coding region runs from base 1 to 414 and encodes 137 amino acids.